GUCGGGCCGGUAUUUUGGUCCGUCGUCGCGCAGCACAAUGUCCGCCGUGUCAGCUUCCAUCGAUCUUUUUUAAUCGACGGGUUCAUCGAUAAUUCAGAAGCGAGCGUCUCCGGUGGCAGCGCGUGGCGCACAGCCCAAGAACAUUCCGAGCGCGAAGAUCCUACGGAAGCGGGUCAAAUCAAAAGCAAAAGCAAAAACGAGAAGCACGGGAAUAGAGAAGGGAGAGGCAGAAGAUGGAAAUAAGUCGAAAGCGGAAUGGUGAUACCACGACGAAGCGGGGGGACAAGGAAGAAACGCGAGAAUCGCGGAGGAGAAAAGACGGAUAGGUGGUUCUCGCUUCCACGAAAGACGACAGAAAAAGGAAGAAGAGGCCGAGCAACGGUGGUCCGCGUGCCGCCGUUGGGUCGGGUCGGGUUAGAUUGGGUUGGGUUGCGUGGGGUUGAGAUAGCCGGGCGGUGGGAGGACGGGUGAUCGGUAGGUGGCAUGCUGACGUCAUCGUAGCAGCAUCAUCAGCCGCGUGGGCCAAUAGGGACGCUCACUCGAGCCAGGUCCAUCGAUCCGCCGGCUGCUGUCGUGUGUGCGUCCCGGGUUAUGACGUCCGUGAGUGACGUCAUCGUUAGCGCCGUUCGCCGUUCGCCGCCGUCGCUACACACGCUACGGUUUUAAUAUAGCGGAGGAACGCGCGCGAUCCGGACUCAGUUACGCGGCGGCCGGCCACCCGUGCGAGAGCGUGUCGCUUUCUUGUUAAACACGUCCGGUGCUGUUUUCUUCUCUCUUCAUCUAUCGCUACUCUCUGUCCACUUUAACUAUCUAUCCUGUCGGGGUGUCCGUCAGUCUGGUGUUUCGCUACUUCCGCGUGCAGCGUAAUCGGCCCGUGGAAACGCGCGUCCAGUGAGAAAACUUGGGAUUACACGCGAGGAAGAAACCCGGUGGUGCAGCCAAGGACGUUUGUGUUUGAGUUUCGCGUGACCAGCGGCAGAGAGGGAGGGCUACCGCGUGGUUUCGCGUACGGGACUCCGUGCGUCUCGUACUACCUUCCCGAUUGCAUUCUGUUGCCCUUGAUACUCCAAAGGGCCGGAGAGGAGGAGGAACUCCGGUACCUUCCGGAAACCUCGAAGUUUCGUGUUACGCUUUUCUGACUGUUUCACGAGAGUUCAUAUUUUUCACGAGAGAAAAGGAAAGGAAGAUCGUCUGAAGACCUCGAAUCUCGUGCUAAGUUUUCGACCGUUUCCUGUUGUCCUCGGUUCUCCAAAAGAAGAAGAGGACGAAACCGAUACCAAACGCGUAGAUCGAGUCGCAAGGUCAGCCGAUCCGUACAGAAGUUCGACACCGUUCGAUAUAGGGAGACGUACACUCCGAAAACUGAAAGAAUGAUGUCGAUAACGGAGGAACGAUAAAUUAGAAGUUGACGAGUUACUGAUCAAGAGUCUGCAUGCGAGUGCCCAAGGCAGAACUGUUCGGGCUCCUUGAUGGAGCGCUGACCUCCGAAGACGUCAGGAAGGCCUCUUCUAGCCCUACGACGGCUCACACAGGUCGGUGAUAACACGUGUGUCGUCGUCGCUUCUGUUUCUGUUUCCAUGUGCUGUGGGGCAGCUACACUCACCGAACGGAGACAGCGAUAACAGCAACGGUAGCCAGCGUGCGGUAGCUGUUACACGUAACGACGUAGAACAGCAGCAACACCCGCACCGCCAGCGGCAGCAACGGCCAGCGACAGCUACCGUUCCAGUUCUUUCUUGCACAAAUCAUUCUUCUACGACCACGACAACCACCGCCUUUACGGUAGCGUCAAGUAUGCUUCUUCUACAGACACAGAGCCCUUUCGGAUGUAGCACGCUAGCAGAUUUAUUGAGCGCGUCGUACUCGGAUCCUGCGGAUGCGGGAAGCUUACCCGAGGAAUUGGACCCAUUUCCGGAACUGCAGCUCGGCAAUCCUCAAGGUGUCCCAACCGCCGACGAGUCGGCACAGUCCCAGCAAGCCGUGCAUCACCAACAACCGCCACAACCGCCUCCAUCUGCAGCUCCUCUUCCCGAAGACGUCCAAGCUGAUUCGCUUAGCUCAACACCCUUGCCGAGCUUCCAAGAGACCUACACAGCUCCCCGGUAUACUAGACAGGAACUUCAAGUCCUCGGCAUUAAGAUGGACGAGGACUGUUAUGACAACCCGGUGUAUCCAUGCGGCACGGGUCACUAUCCCACCGAGUUCUCGCCCACGAUGCCCUACCACGAUCACCAGCAACAGCCUCAGCAGCAGCCGCACCAUCAUCAUCAUCAUCACCCCCACCAGCAACAGCAACCGCCUCCCCAGCCGCAACACCACCACCAUCAUCACCAGGGUUACUUUGCCACGGAGACGGCGCCCACGCCGACAACGGCGGUUCCGUCUCCGUUGAAUCAUCGGCAAGAUUCGCCAUACGGUGCAGCUGUAAGCGUCCCCAUGGUCUACGGACCACCACCGGCCAUAACUGGCGGUGCUACCCCCGUGGCACCUACAGAUCUCUGCCCCAACGUCGACAACGUCGUCGUCAGGACGUCACGAGCGCGACGAGCGUCUUUGCCCACGCAAAGGUUAGAGUCCGUCAGUAGUAGCAGCACAGAAUCCCUAAAAGCACGUGGCGGCAGUGGGACCGGAAGUUCAGUGAGCUCUCCCUCGUCCGGAAGCGGAGCAAGCAAUGAGCGAGCGCCUCCUAGCCCGAGUCAACUGUGCGCUGUUUGCGGGGACACGGCGGCGUGUCAACAUUAUGGUGUGCGUACGUGCGAAGGUUGCAAGGGCUUCUUUAAGAGGACCGUGCAAAAGGCCUCGAAGUACGUGUGCCUCGCCGAGAAAGCUUGCCCUGUUGACAAACGUCGACGGAAUCGUUGCCAAUUUUGUCGCUUCCAGAAGUGCCUGAUGGUCGGCAUGGUCAAGGAGGUGGUCAGGACAGACUCCUUGAAGGGCCGCAGGGGUAGGUUACCCUCGAAGCCGAAAUCACCACAGGAGUCACCUCCUAGCCCACCAGUUUCCUUGAUCACCGCUUUGGUGCGCGCACACUUGGACACCACGCCUGAUCAGGCUAGCCUAGAUUACUCGCAGUAUAGGCAACCUAGACCAGGCGAUCUACCGAUCACCGAAGCGGAGAAAACGCAGCAGUUCUACAAUCUUCUCACCACCUCCAUCGACGUGAUUCGAAAUUUCGCGGACAAAAUACCUGGCUUCACGGACCUACUUCGGGAGGACCAGGAGUUACUUUUCCAAUCGGCAAGUCUGGAACUCUUCGUUCUGCGGUUGGCGUACCGUACAAAACCAGAAGACACCAAGUUGACGUUUUGCAACGGCGUGGUCCUCGCGCUGGAGCAAUGUCAACGCAGCUUCGGCGAUUGGCUUCACAGCAUUCUCGAGUUCUGCAAAGCUCUUCACGUUCUCGACGUAGACAUUAGCGCUUUUGCCUGUCUCUGUGCUCUCACCCUCAUUACUGAAAGGUACGGCCUGAAGGAGCCUCAUCGCAUGGAGCAGCUGCAAAUGAAAAUCAUCUCGUCCCUACGCGACCACGUGACCUACAACGCCGAAGCGCAGAGGAAAGCGCACUACCUGUCCCGGCUGUUGGGAAAACUACCAGAACUGAGGAGUCUGUCGGUGCAGGGCCUCCAGCGUAUCUUCUACCUGAAACUGGAGGACCUGGUUCCGGCGCCGCCGCUGAUCGAGACGAUGUUCGUCGGUAGUCUGCCGUUCUAACUCGCCUCGCCGAGCCAAGCCUAAGAAGGCUGUCGUCGCGUAGGACAAUUCACUCGCGAGAUCCGUGCGGUCGCGUACACGAUUAAGUUUCCUUAGUUCUAAACGUACACGUAGUCUCUACUAUCUUCGUUGCGUGUAUCCUCACAUGGUUUAUCACGAGUGUCGUAAUCGUCGUCCCACGUGUCGGCUCCGAUCGAACACGUACGCGGACACUUUCGACGCUCGACACCCCCAAGGGCUGAGAGACACUUGGACGUUCGAUGUAUGCGUGUGUGCAUGGAUGUUGAAUUCAGACAAAAUUCCCUCAACGUAUGGACGAGCGAACGGCGUUCACUGAACGCGUGGAUGAAUGACUUCGUGAUGUGUCGGAAGAGAGGGGGAAGGGGAGGGGGGACAAAUGUUACUAUCGUUACUACUACUACUAUUACCGCUAUUACUACUUAAAUACUGUACGAUGUAAUGACUAUUCUUGCUAUCGAGAGCGCAGACACCCGAGCAGUCGAUGGUCGUCCCGGAUUCACGGCGAAUCCUCGUGGUCUAGAACAGGAAACCAGCGACGAAACGAACGACGGAUCAUCCUCGUGUACGAGAUAAUCGAGACAACCGAGGGUGCCCAAUCAUGGAGUGUUCACUAAGCUGGCGAUUCGACUAACGGCUACGUUAUAUAUUUCCCCCAAAACGUGCACAAAAAGGAGUAAAAAAAAAAAAGAAGAAGAAGCAGCAUACACAAAUUUUUAUCACUUUUCUACCUACUUUGUAUAAAUUGCCGCGUCAACGAACACCCAAAGUUUCUCUCGUCGCUGGUGCGUUCUAAUCCUCGACGAUCCGUCGUGAAAACGAACUCUCAUCUUACGGUGAAUAAAUGUACUUAUCCGUCGGCGAGGAGGAAGAAAUGCAUUGAGGAUUCGCAACAUAUCAGAGCAACGACGGAAGAGCGAAACACGAGGACGGCAGGGAAGACGAGUUCCCGCUUAAACGUGACGCUCUUCCUCGUUGACAGUUUAGACGUAGAACGUGACUUCGAUCACACUCGAACGUCGCGAUGAUGCUAAAGAACCGUCGUAUCCUUUCCAUUCCCGAUCCCCGUAGGUGUCCGUUACUCGUUCGGAGACGCGUGUCCCUAAGCUUUGGAGGCUAAUUGGUGCUCUGACCCGCUCCCGGGGCGGGGCCCCCCCCCCCGUUGAUCGCAUGGGAUUUAGUAUCAUUGAAAACGUGUGAGUGUCUUCCAAGUCACGCCGGUCGGGAUGGACCCGGCCUCCGAUUACCACUACUCUUGCGUUAAUGUGAUUUUAGACAACUAAGGGAAAGGGAGAGUGAAACGGGGCCCAGGCUCAGCCGAUCUGCUGGCAGCUCGCUGACGCACGAUGCGAUGGGACAACGCUGGGCGAAACGUAACCACCGGUAUCGUGGUUACCGAUCAAUCAUGAUUAAUGUUUACCGAAUGUUCAGAUACGAUUAGCUCCGAAAGAUUGCAAACCACCCGCAUUUAUCGCAAAAGUAAUCGCAAAGUAAGCGCCACCCAACCUUGAUCGUCCUGUGCCCAUCGUCGUCGGUGAGUGGCAACGGCUCCGCAACGGGCCCGGCAUAAAGUUACCUAUUACGUUAUGACAUUUAUUUUUAAUCAAACUAACGUAGAAAGUCCUAUUUAUACGUAUAUCGCGCCGCUACUACUACUUAUAUUAUUACUUACUACUUACUACUACUAUUACUUAUUACUUACCGCUAGGCGUUACGAUCUUACGGCGAUUAUCGCCGCUACUACCACUGUUACCAUCUGCUACCUUCUUACCACCACCUUGUGUUACCAUUCGUCUGCUAAUGCGUAAGAAAUCACCGUCAACGUUAAGCACUCCUCUGCCGCCGCAGUUUCUCCGGUACGGUAGUGUCUCGGAUAUCGAUAGAAUUCGUUGCUCGGAUUCGCGAUCAGGUCUCAUCCCCGCCACUGUUUAUAUUUCUACAGGUCAAACCGCGACAAAAAGAUUCGAAACUGGUCGAAAAACUUGGUCCCAUCGUAUCUCCGUUCAUCGUCCUCUUCGACUCCGUUUGAGAUCGACAAGAAAUUCUCUACCCAUGCUUCGCAUAUAGAUAUAAUCGAUGGUUUUUCAUGUUCUAUGCCAUGCUACUGUAUCACGAAUCCGAUUGACACCGAGAACAGAGAAACAAAUUGAGGCUGUAAACGGUUCGAGGUUACUCGGCGAACCACGUAUCCGGCUAUCCUUAUCCUCGAUCCUCGAUUUCUGGAUGGAUCUCCAGAACGGGUCUCCGGUCAACUCGACCCUUCGUCAAUGACACUUUCCUCUUUUGCGUGUAUGUUACUCGUCGAUCCGUUAAACUACAACCCCAGUAAACCGAUCCAACCGAUACAGCGUUAUACGAGAUAAUCCGAGAUCAUCACAGCGUUAACUUAGCGUGCACCUAAUCGGACAAAGGCUCCGCGUGAUCACGACGCGGGGUUUAUCUUAAGAAGCGACGGAGACACGUUUAAAUACAUGUAUGUGCACAAUAGGUGUAAAAUAAUUACGUGUGUAUACGUUAGUCUAAUGCCGUGUAUAUCUGCAAAUGUUCGACGCUUCGCUGUGAACAUCUCCUGGCUCGAGGUAGCGAUCCUUGGAUCGACGACCUCGAGCCCGAAGCCGUUCUUCAUCGAUCUCUGCGCAAAACAUGGUUCCUCUGGAAAAUCGAUCCAUUUUGUUUCUUUUUUAUACUGUUCUUUCGGUGCUGUGUCUCGCGUAGAAACGAUCCAAUUGAUAGUCUUCGCGACCUCUCGUUACAGAAGAAUACACGGAGAAAAGAACGAUCAGCGUCCAGCUCCAUUUAUCGAGCGACGAGGCUAGGAAAUUCAAUUUUUUUUUUCAAAUAGGGGAACAUUUCGAUCGAAAACUUGUAAUCGAGUUGAGCGACGAAUGCUUUUCUCCGUGCGAACGAGCUUAAUUGACAAACGAUGUCUGUGAAAACGUUUGCGAAUAGAUGCGAUCAAGCCCCCUUAAAGAUCGAGAGGGUCAAUUACUUUUUGUAGGUCCAUAAUAUAUUAUACAAAACUCUGUUCUGAGGAAAGAGUAAUAUUUUUGGAACAUGCUAAGAUAAGUUCCGGAUCUAACAUGUGGGCUCAUCGGAUCAGCUUCCACUUUAGAUGUGACGUUAUGAAUUAUUAAAACAGUUAUCUUUCGUUUGAUAAUUUGUUAACUAUUUAACCAAAUUCUUCUUCAAUUUCUCUUAAAUUUGAUUUCUCAUUCAUUUUUACGAAUUUUGUCAUAGAACUGUGUUAUAAAAAACUUUUCAACAUUACACAUAUACUUUAUAUUUCCAAUUGAACAAUAUUUUGUUAUAUAUGUAUAUACAGGGUGUCCCAAAAAUGUUGUAACACAUUGAAAGGGGUGGUUCGGAAGGAGAUUUGAAACAACUUUUUCCUUAGCGAAAAUGUUGUCCGAGGUUUCGUUGAGGAGAUAUUAACGGAAAACCACGACCAAUCAGAGCGCGCGUAUACCGUUGGAGCGGCCGUGGUAGCGAAGGCUACGAGCUAAGCGGCCGCGUCCAAUGUCCUUCGACGCACGUAAGGUGCUUGUUCGCGUACAAGCGCGGCCGCUUAGCACAUAACCUUCGCUACCGCGACCGCUCCAACGGUAUCCGCGCGCUCUGAUUGGUCAGUGUUUUCCGUUAAUAUCUCCUCAACGAAGCCUCGGACAACAUUUUCGCUAAGGAAAAAGUUGUUUCAAAUCACCUCCCGAACGAUCCCUUUCAAUGUGUUACAACAUUUUUGGGACACCCUGUAUAUUAAAAUAUCGUUAAAUUGAUUUGUAUAUAUUAUUCAAUAUAUUUACAUAUAGCCAUACAUUAUACGAUGUAUAUAUGUAUAUGGUGGUCCACGUAACUUGCACAUCUAGAUUAAUUUCUAAAAUACAAGCUACCUUUCCACUUAGAAUUUCACGUUCUUCAAUACGUUGGCAAAAAAAAUUGUAGCAUUCCAUUUAAAAUAACAAAAUUAAUCUUAAAAUCUCUGAAGUACCUUCGCAUAUAAAAUAAAAAUAUGCACUACAUAACGUAUCCCUUCAAAUCAUGUAACAUCUUCAUAAAACACUUUUUCAUACAAUGCAUAUUUUAGGAGUUGAUCAAGGUGUGCAAAUUGCGUGGAUCACUCUGGAUGUAUAAUGAUGGGACUCCUACCGAUGAGUCCAAGUAGUAGAUCCCAAUCGAAAUGCAUUAAUAUUGGCGUUUGUGUCAAAACUAUGAACCAAAUCAUGAACCGAUCGUUAAAGCAACAAAAUAUCUUAACUAUUUUAUUUUGUUAAUUUGAGGUCCCUGUAAGUGCAAGGCGCGGGCCAAACGGUCCUGCCGACUCACCCUGUGAUAGUGCUUGGAUACGAUCGCAGGUGUUUGAAAAAAAAAAUGAACAAAAUACCCGGCAGCAAGGUACAAGAAAUUUCGAAAGGGUCGCACGAACGCGUCUCCCUUUUCGAACGAAAUUAGGACAGCGCAGUGGAAACGAACGGUUGCACGGAAUUUCUACUGUCGUUCGCUCGGCUGCAAUGAUCGGUGACGAUUAAUUUUUAAUUAUCGGCAACCGUUUCGGCGCGUUGUAAAAAUAGACAAAAGACCGAUCGUUUCCACCGCGUGUAUAGAAGAGCUAAUCGAGUCCGGAAGAGAUUCGGAAGGCAGCAGGAAUUCGUCAAGUAAAACGGUGCUAUUAGGCUAAUUGUGAUCAACG
Hylaeus anthracinus is the source of this 8413-nucleotide messenger RNA. It is a transcript of the gene Hr38, whose product is annotated as probable nuclear hormone receptor HR38. The record is from RefSeq and is a predicted model, not a curated record. Gene Ontology annotation, molecular function: RNA polymerase II cis-regulatory region sequence-specific DNA binding; nuclear glucocorticoid receptor binding; nuclear receptor activity. The coding region runs from base 1795 to 3711 and encodes 638 amino acids. The transcript is spliced from 8 exons. NCBI's taxonomy places the organism in Eukaryota, Metazoa, Arthropoda, Insecta, Hymenoptera, Colletidae. Gene Ontology annotation, biological process: regulation of transcription by RNA polymerase II; cellular response to corticotropin-releasing hormone stimulus. Gene Ontology annotation, cellular component: nucleus; transcription regulator complex.